This is a messenger RNA of Drosophila hydei, 4319 nucleotides long. Its product is annotated as zinc finger protein 521. Bases 246 to 4112 code for a protein of 1288 amino acids. The record is from RefSeq and is a predicted model, not a curated record. The transcript is spliced from 6 exons. NCBI's taxonomy places the organism in Eukaryota, Metazoa, Arthropoda, Insecta, Diptera, Drosophilidae.
GUGUGAGUGGGUAUGCUAACAGUGUUCACACGUAUGCGCACACACGCCUAAAGGCGCAGCAACAGCUGUGAGUCGAGGAGGAAAAAAAACUAUGUAUGUGAUUUUGCUGCGGAAUUCUUUCAGUUCGUGCGUAUUUUGAGUUUGGACAACAAUUUGCUGCAUUUAAAAACCGACGGUGUAAUAUUAAAGAAUGACAUCUGUGUGAAGUUAAAAUACAAGAGCAAAAAUAACGGGGCAGUUAAGUUAUGAACAAUCAGGAUUAUGGCGGCAUCCAAUGGAUACAGCAGCACGCAUCCGCGGUUGACUCCGAAACCGACCUGGAAAACGGCGCUGCAGACAGCGAGGUAACGUCCGCCUAUUUGGUCAAUGGCAAUGCCACCGACGAAGAUCUCGACCAUAUGGCGGCCGAAAAUCUCAUAUUCAUGGCACGUGAUGGUCAGCUAAGCGAGAUCAUUGCUGCUAAUGAAGGUGGCGGAGGUACCGUUUUAAUUACGGACAGCGGUACUGUUGCCUAUGCCGAGGCGUUUGACGAGGAUGCGCAGGUGGUCACUGAGGAGAUCAUCACAGAUGACUGGGUGCAGCAUCAGGGCGCCGAGCGCGUGGAAAUCGCUGCAGAGCAAAUUGCGGGCAAUAACAGUUCGCAGGAGCUGCUAGACAUGGAACAGGACGAGUAUACGGCAUUGCGGCCCUAUCCCUGUGACUUCUGUAGCCGGCGUUUUCGCAAAAAGGCCAGCCUUAACAAUCACAUGCUGGCGCAUCAGAACGAUCGUCCGCAUUUGUGUAAAUUGUGUGGUGCUCGAUUCUCGCGGCGCGCUGAGCUCAUCAGUCACUUCAAGGCGCAUGCCGAGGCUCAGGUGGCGGCUGAUGCGGCCGCAGCAAUCAAGUUUGAGCCGCAGCAGCAGCAGCGCCAAAUGGACGACCAUUUCUACGAACAGGAAUGGCCCUUGUAUCAGGAACAGGAAGAGGAUCAAGUGCAGCAACAGCUGCAGCAAAUGGAGGAAGAGCAGCAGGAGCAAGAGCAGCUGGUGAUGCCGCAGGCUAGCUAUGCAGCGAUCAGCGAGGUGCCCGCACCAACAGCCACACGCGGUCGCAUUAGCCGUCUCAAGCCCAAAGAGGAAAGCACUCCGUACAUUGUAAUUGCCGAGAAGCAGACAACGGAUGAUUUGCAGCAGUACAUGGAGUGCGAGGAGCUGCCGCCAACGCUGACAAGCAGCACGUCAAUUGAUGCAUCGCAUGCAGCAGUUAGCGUUCCCGUUGCUGAUGCGCCACAGGCUCAGCGCUUUCCGGUGAUAGACGAUAGCAAACCCUUUGUAUGCCAGCAAUGUGGUUUGGCAUUUGCUCGUGAAAAGGCCCUGGUCUCACAUAUUAAGAAUCAUCGCGUUGACUCUCCAUUCGAAUGCAAUCAGUGUCAAGAUAUGUUCUGGGACAAUUACAGCCUGCAGGAACAUCAGAAGACACAUCAGUUCGAGGAGAGCAAUUCGGAGUAUGAUCCGGCUUCGGCUGGCGAGGAUAGCGCCAGUGAAUCGGAAUCAGAGCAACUAUAUGGUGACUUCUACUGUAGCGAGUGCGGCAUUUCAUUUCACAGGCAGGACCUGCUGCGUCGCCAUGCCAAGCAACAGCACAAGCAGCAGUCCGCGGAUGUCGAGGGCGUCACUGGCGACGCUGAUGCCGAGAAUGCCAAAGAUGCGCAGCAUUGUUGUCAUACAUGCGGCAAAUCGUUUCCCAGCGCUUUGGAACUACUCGCCCAUGCCGAGGUGCAUGCACGUUUCCCGCCUUUCAAAUGCGUUUUGUGUGGUGUUAGCUUCUAUGAGGAGCAGGCUAUUAAGCGGCAUUUACACACGCGCCAUCCGCAGGAGCUGAAGCCCAACUCAUGCGUGUUGUGUGGCAAGGAGUGUCGAGAUCGCAAAGCCCUGAUCAAGCAUGCCUGGGAUCAUUCGCGUGAGAAAUGCCACUCGUGUUCGAAGUGCGGCAAGAACUUUCACAACAAAGCACGACUGAAGCGCCACAUGGCUUCGCAUCGCGACAAGUCGGUGGUGUGUGAGGUGUGCCACGAAGAGUUUCCCGAUGGACGAACGCUAUCCAAUCAUCGACAUUCGCACAGCACCACUUCGCCAGGCAAACUAUUUCCCUGCAAUGAAUGCGGCAAGACCUUUGGUUCGCGUAGUUCCCAGCAGAUACAUGUGCGUAUCCAUACGGGGGAGCGACCAUAUGGUUGUCGCUAUUGUUGGAAGGCUUUCGCGGAUGGUGGAACGCUGCGCAAGCAUGAACGCAUUCAUACAGGCGAGAAGCCCUAUGCCUGUUCCGUAUGUCCGCGUGCCUUCAAUCAGCGAGUUGUGCUGCGUGAGCAUAUACGCUCGCAUCAUUCGGGCCUGGAUGCCGUGCGUGGCACCUACCACUGCACCGUCUGCUCGGCCGACUUGUCCUCAUCCAAUGAGCUUAUACAGCAUCUCAUCCAGCACAGCGAUACAAACACCGCCAAGCAGCGACAGCCAAUUACUGGUCCACGGAAGUAUAAGCGACGUAGGAAACUGCAGCCCCAUGAGAUUGCCCACAUGCGGGCGGAGCAUAAGGAUGGUGAGGAUUAUGCCAGCGAUAUGGAAUUCUGUGACUUGGAUGUUGAGAAUGUCGAUGAUCUUCUGGAAGGGGCGGACACAUUGCCAACCAAAAAGGAGAAACGUAAGCGCUCAGCAGCUAAUCAAUCUAAAGCCGUGGCAAAUGGAGCUACGAAUAGCAACGCAUCCGCUUCGGUUAAAUCUGCCAAUAGCAGCUGGGAUGAAAAGUUCCUGCAGACAAACAGCAAUGGCAAUGCUGCCAACGUUGAUGAGACCUACAAGAGCAUCUUCCAAAUUGAUUCGCUCGUGGUGGUAAAUGACACCACAUUGCCGGCCGUUAGCUCAUCCAGCAAUACGCAAGGUGCUUCCAAAUCGAGACGUGGUGCGGGCAAACAGCCCGAAAAUAGUGAUAAAUCAGGAAGUGGUGACACAGCAGCAACGGCUGCAGCUGGCGUGGAGUCAGGUAAGUCCAACGUCGCUAGCAGUCGCAGCAGCAACCGAAAGAAGUCCACUAAAGCGACCAAGAGCGCAGCCACAGUCUCAGCAGUAGCAGCAUCAGCCACUACGAGCAGCUCGCGUCCACGCAUGAUACACACGGAGAAGUCGCGCUUGCCCCCGGAGAAUGCAUCGAAGAAGACGCGCGGCCGCAGCUACAUUACGCGCACGAGCACCAAUGAGAGCAGCAGCCAGCUGACCAGUCAGCUGGUCAAGUCGUGCGGCGUGUCAAGUUCGCGAAUUGUCGAUGACUACGAGAUUAUAUCACCUGCCACACAUCCGCCCAAUCAGAUCAGUUCCAGUCCGCUGCAUAUCAAGCAGGAGCAGGAGCAGCAGCAACAGCGCACCCAGUUCAUGUACGAUGACACCCAUCUGAUGAUCCAUACGGCAAUGUUGCGGGAGAAGACCUACGACAAGUUCAAUCCCAGCAUUGUCAAUGAUCUCGAGGAGAUACUGCGUAGUCCCCUCAAACAUGAUCGCAAUACGCGGCUGCGUUUCACCAGCGAAUCGUCGACGACGCCACAGUUCCUGCCGGAGGAAGAGCAAAAUCUCAUUAAAAUUGAGCCCACAUCGCCGGAUCUGCGUGAUAUGGUGGAGAGCCAACAGCGUGUUAGUGCCGCAACUGGACAAACGGCCACGCCCACAUCAUCAUCCUCAUCGUCGGCGGCGCGUACAUCGCGCCAUCUGCGAGAGCUCACUGCCAUUGGCUCGGGCAGACGAGCGGCGUCCAAGCGAAGCGGUGGCAAAUCCUCAGCUGCCGCCGGCUCCAACGCCACGAAACCCAGCUGCAACACAUCAUCCACAGAAGCCGUCAGCAAGUCAUAUCUUAGCUAUGGUGUCGACUCUUACAAUGUGAGCGUCGCAGCGAGUGCCAACUCCUCGGAUGUCAGUUCCGGUUUCUUUUCCAUCUCCGAGGUGGUGUCCGCUGCACAUGCAGCCGAUGCAGCCAAGGCAGCAGCAGCCAGUAAAACGGUGCGUCGGACCCGUUGCUUCGAGUGCGAGAUGUGCUCGUCCAUAUUUUCCGAUCGGGCUCAGCUGCUGGAGCACAUGCAUAUACACAUCUAAGCAAGAAACUGAAAACACAAACUAAAGGAGAGGGAUUUGUUAUUGGAACUGUUUUGCUAACGAAACAACUAUACUAAAACAUAAAGAAAAUGGAUAUAUUAAUUAAGUUCUGAUUAAGAUUCUCGCAGGGUGGGGCCGGGGGGUAAAAGUAUUUUUUGAAAUAUUUACCAAGAAUUUCAAUUAGAAAUUGAAAAAUGUGUUAUGCGG